CAUGGUGGAGGAGAAACCAGCUUAAUUUAGUGACCUCAUUUCCUGUAUGUUUUGCCUGCUGUGAGGAAACAGGCAUGGUAAGCGCAGGAGUGGUGUUACCUCAGUUUAAGGGAGACUUGCCCUACACACACAUACUCCACAAUCCAGCUCUGUUCUCAGCACCUCUGAGAAACUGCUGGACACGUUUGUCCUCAUGAUGCCAUUUUUACGUUAGACGUCAAUGUUGGUGGUGGACACUGAUCUGGAAAAGUGAAGAAUCAAAUUACAUGGCAUUGAAAAAGAACUUGCACCACCGUAUCUUCUCAGUGGCAGAUAUAUCCACCAAGGCGUUGUGUGUCAGGAAGGCGUGAUUUUAUCUAGUUUGCCCUGGAGUCCUGGUCUGCAUAGCACCUGGGUGCAGCCUGCAGCCCUGGGGGUUAGUCAGUUCAGCUCUUGUCAUCUGAACCAUGAGGAUCUGGUGGCUCCUGAUUGUCAAUGGAGUUUGUAUAGGGAGUUUGAACUCACAAGACACGUGCAGACAAGGGCACCCUGGUGUCCCCGGAAAUCCCGGUCACAAUGGUUUGCCUGGAAGAGAUGGACGAGAUGGAUCAAAGGGUGACAAAGGGGAAGCAGGAGAACCAGGACACCCUGGUGGUCCAGGGAAGGAUGGAAUGAAUGGAGAGAAAGGAGAACAAGGAGCUGAUGGAAAAGUUGAAGCAAAAGGCAUCAAAGGCGAUCAAGGCUCAAGAGGGCCACCCGGGAAACAUGGCCCAAAGGGAUUUGUUGGUCCCAUGGGGGAGAAAGGGCUCCAGGGAGAGACUGGUCUUCAGGGGCCAAAGGGGGAUAAAGGUGAUAUGGGUCGCAUUGGUCCACAAGGGCUAAAGGGCAACACUGGACCUUUGGGCCCAACUGGGUUACCUGGUCCCACAGGCCCCAUUGGAAAGCCUGGUCCCAAGGGAGAUGCCGGGCCCCUGGGGCCCCAGGGUGAGCCAGGAGUCCGGGGAAUGAGAGGCUGGAAAGGGGAUCGGGGAGAAAAAGGAAAAAUUGGUGAGGCUCCAGUCGUGCCCAAAAGUGCCUUCACUGUGGGGCUCACUGUGCUGAGCAAGUUUCCUUCCUCAGAUGUGCCCAUUAAAUUUGACAGGAUCUUGUAUAACGAAUUCAACCAUUAUGAUGUGGCCACGGGGAAAUUUACCUGCCACAUUGCCGGGGUCUAUUACUUCACCUAUCACAUCACUGUGUUCUCCAGAAAUGUGCAGGCCGCUGGUCUUUCAGAUGAAGACUCUACACUCUGGGGAUGGACGUGGGCCUCCAGUGUGGCUAAUCAGAACAGCGCCUCCUUCCAGCCGUGGUGAAGAUUUCUAAGACGGCGCUUGAUCCUGUCAGAGCCAAUGAGAUGCCAUCUAACGUUUUAGGAGACCCGUUUGAAAAAACUUACAAUCCUUUUCAGCUGAAGUUAGUACUUCAGCUGGCAGGCAUUGUGCUAAUCUAUAGAGCUAAUCUCUCCAGCAAAACAGCUAGAGAAAACCCAGUCCCGACAACAUUGUUUAGGGUCCAAAAUCCAGCUGUACCUGAAGACAGAAUACCCUGGGCUAUUUUGUUGUGUGGGCCAACAAAUUCUGUUUGCUUAAACCAGAUGGAUGCAGGGGGUUUUUUUUGUUUGUUUUUGUUUUUUCUGUUACUACCGCUUUCUCCUAAAGGAAUCUUAAGUGAUCUGUGGUCCAAGGAGAGGGGCAGCAUGAUUACAGUGGAAAAAGCCCAAGACAGAACUGAGAUGUUUGGGUUGUUGUUCCAGCCAUGACAAAGGAAUUUGAAUUGGGUG
Hipposideros armiger (great roundleaf bat) is the source of this 1798-nucleotide messenger RNA. RefSeq names its product C1q and TNF related 9 (gene C1QTNF9). The transcript is spliced from 6 exons. The coding region runs from base 447 to 1331 and encodes 294 amino acids. The record is from RefSeq and is a predicted model, not a curated record. Gene Ontology annotation, molecular function: protein binding. Lineage: Eukaryota; Metazoa; Chordata; Mammalia; Chiroptera; Hipposideridae.